CAAAGCGCUCGACGACCUUGACUUUACGAAGAAUCCAGUCGCUCGUAUCGCGCCGGCGACGCAGGCCGGCAAACGAGUUACAUCCAUAUGAAAUUAAAAUAACCUGUACAACUAGUAUCGUAGUCCCGCAUACACUUUUCGAACGAUAUCCACUGCCUGUAGACGUUCUAACAUGAAGUCAUUUGUGGAAUAUUCAGGAGAGACAGAUUUUCCCAUCGAAAAUUUGCCGUACGGUGUUUUUACGUCGGCGAAAAAUGUCAAUAAACACAUCGGAGUAGCCAUUGGAGAAUGGAUAUUAGACCUAAACAUCAUCGCACAUUUAUUCGACGGACCUUUAAUGAAAGAUAAACAAAAUGUUUUUAAGGAAGAAAAUCUUAACGCCUUCAUGGGUUUAACUAAACCCCAUUGGAUCGAAGCCAGGGAAACACUACAGAAGCUGUUAGAUAAGUCCAAUCCUACAAUACAAAAUGAUAAAGAUUUGAGAGAAAGAGCGUUCGUAAAGCAAAGCGAAGCUCAAAUGCAUGUUCCUGCUGACAUCGGAGACUACACGGACUUCUACUCGUCCAUACACCAUGCCACGAAUGUCGGGAUCAUGUUCAGGGGGAAAGACAACGCGCUGCUUGAUAACUGGAAAUAUUUGCCAGUCGGAUACCACGGUCGUUCGAGUUCAAUCGUUAUUUCUGGCACACCUAUUACAAGGCCUUUAGGACAAACUUUGCCUGUUGAAGGUGCGGCACCUCACUUCGGUCCUUGUCGGUUGAUGGAUUUCGAAUUAGAGAUGGCCGCGUUCGUGGGCGGACCCCCCACGAAACUCGGUGAAAGAGUCACGGCUCAGGAAGCUGGGGACAGAAUCUUCGGGUUCGUGCUUAUGAAUGACUGGAGUGCACGAGACAUCCAAAAAUGGGAGUACAUCCCGCUAGGUCCUUUCACGGCUAAGAACCUGGGCACGACAAUAUCCCCCUGGAUAGUAACGAUCGAAGCACUGCGACCGUUCGUGACGGACAAUUUCCCGCAGGAGCCCGAGCCGUUCCCGUACCUCAAACAUGACGAUAAAUUUAACUUCGAUAUUAAACUUGAGGUUGAUAUUACACCCGAGAAAACCCCAGUAGCAACAACAGUUUGCCGCUCAAACUAUCGCUACAUGUACUGGACUGUGAAACAACAACUCGCGCAGCAGACCGUCACCGGCUGUAAUCUCAGGCCUGGAGAUUUACUCGGUUCAGGAACUAUUAGUGGCGAGACAUCAGACUCCUUCGGAAGUAUGCUAGAGCUGGCAUGGAAAGGCACUAAGCCCAUUCGUCUACUUAACGGCGAAGAAAGAAAAUUCAUCCAAGACGGUGAUACAGUGACGUUGCGAGGAUACUGCGAGAAUGAGGGUGUUAAAAUUGGCUUCGGGAAGUGUGAAGGCAAAUUGUUACCCGCCGUACCCUUGGAAUGAUUUAUUGUUGAAGUAAUACUCAUAUAUUAUGUUAUUAUAUUUCUAUAAAUAAAAUUAUUAAUCAUUUUGA
Molecule: messenger RNA, 1508 nt
Organism: Manduca sexta (tobacco hornworm)
Lineage: Eukaryota; Metazoa; Arthropoda; Insecta; Lepidoptera; Sphingidae
Gene: Faa
Product: fumarylacetoacetase
Exons: 9
Coding region: 173-1438 (421 amino acids)
Biological process (GO): L-tyrosine catabolic process; homogentisate catabolic process; L-phenylalanine catabolic process
Molecular function (GO): fumarylacetoacetase activity
Source: RefSeq, a predicted model, not a curated record